This is a messenger RNA of Oryzias melastigma (Indian medaka), 2304 nucleotides long. It is a transcript of the gene galnt16, whose product is annotated as UDP-N-acetyl-alpha-D-galactosamine:polypeptide N-acetylgalactosaminyltransferase 16. Gene Ontology annotation, cellular component: Golgi apparatus. The record is from RefSeq and is a predicted model, not a curated record. The coding region runs from base 169 to 1872 and encodes 567 amino acids. NCBI's taxonomy places the organism in Eukaryota, Metazoa, Chordata, Actinopteri, Beloniformes, Adrianichthyidae. The transcript is spliced from 15 exons.
GUCAUCAGUGCGCGUGAGAGCGGGGGGGUGGAGUGACCCGGCGCUAGGACCGCGGCUCGAGCGGCGCGUAAAUCCCGGCGGCGCGGCGCGGCUCGGCGCGGUGCGGCUCGUUCCCGCGCGGCUCGAGCGCAUCACCGGCGGACGGCCCGUCCUCCGUAUGGGCUCAGCAUGCGCAGGAUUCGCGCCAACGCCAUCGCGAUCCUGACGGUCGCGUGGAUCCUGGGGACCUUCUAUUACCUGUGGCAGGACAACAAGCCGCAGUCGACGCCGGAGGGCGCGUGGCAGCGCGGCAGGGGCCACGCGCAGAAACCGGGGGCCGCACCGGGACGCCUGGAGAUCCACCCGAUCGACGGGACCAUCCCUCUGAUAGUGAGCCAGCCCCCCCGACCCGAGCAGAGCCAGCUGCUGGGGGGCUUCAAUGAGAAGGUCUACCUGUCCGCCAAGCAGCUGAAGGCGGGGGACGACCCGUACAGGGAGCACGCCUUCAACCUGCAGGAGAGCGACCGGCUGGGCGGGGAGCGCGCCAUCCGGGACACCCGGCACUACAGGUGUGCCACUCUGAGCUACGAUGCAGACCUUCCCUCCACCACCAUCAUCAUCACCUUCCACAACGAGGCUCGCUCCACGCUCCUUCGGACGGUCAAAAGUGUCCUGAUGAGGAGUCCUCCGUCCCUCAUCCAGGAAGUCCUCCUGAUCGACGACUUCAGCUCCGACCCGGAGGACUGCCAGCUGCUGGCCCAGAUCCCAAAGGUGCGCUGCCUGAGGAACGGCCGGAGAGAAGGUCUGAUCCGAUCCCGGGUCAGAGGAGCGACCUCGGCCUCCGCCCCCAUCCUGACCUUCCUGGACAGCCACUGUGAGGUGAACACGGACUGGCUGCAGCCGAUGAUCCAGCGGGUCAAAGAGGAUCACACUCGCGUGGUCAGCCCCAUCAUCGACGUCAUCAGUCUGGAUAACUUCGCCUACCUGGCUGCUUCAGCGGACCUGAGAGGAGGAUUCGACUGGAGUCUCCACUUCAAAUGGGAGCAGAUUCCGAUUGAGCAGAAAAUGGCGAGGAGCGACCCCACCCUGCCCAUAAGGACCCCCGUCAUCGCCGGCGGCAUCUUCGUCAUGGACAAGAGCUGGUUCAACCACCUGGGCCAGUACGACACCCACAUGGACAUCUGGGGCGGGGAGAACUUCGAGCUCUCGUUCCGGGUCUGGAUGUGUGGAGGAAGUCUGGAGAUUCUCCCCUGCAGCCGCGUGGGCCACGUCUUCAGGAAGAGACACCCGUACGACUUCCCCGAAGGCAACGCCCUCACCUACAUCAAGAACACCCGGCGGGCUGCAGAGGUGUGGAUGGAUGAGUACAAGCAGUUCUACUACUCCGCUCGGCCGUCGGCUCAGGGCAAAGCCUUCGGCAGCAUCACGGAGCGUCUGUCCCUGCGGCGGAAACUGAACUGCAAACCGUUCCGCUGGUACAUGGAGAACGUUUAUCCUGAGCUCAGAGUUCCAGAGCAGGCGGCCAUGUCCAGCGUCCUGAGGCAGGCCGGUCUGUGUUUGGAGAACCGCAGAACCGACGGACCGGUCCUGGCGGAGUGCAGGAGCAUCGGCGCCAGCCGGCCAUCGUCGCAGAAAUGGGAGCUGGUGGAGCCACUGAUCCGGCAGCAGGACCUCUGCCUCGCCAUCUCCACCUUCUCUGCAGGGUCAAAGGUCAAGAUGGAGCUGUGCAAUGCUAAGGAGCCCCGACAGAAGUGGAAGCCUAAAGGCACGUCUCUGCUGCACAUGGUCAGCGGCCUCUGCCUGGACAGCCAGACUCCCACUGGACCCGUGGUGGUCGCUCAGUGCCGCCCCCUGGUGGCCAGCCAGGUCUGGGAGCCGCAGGUCGUGACCUGAGUCGAUCGGGAGGAAGGAGGAGCAGAUCGGAGGGACUCUGGGAUCUUAAAUUGUAGCUGCUGCUAGUCGCAUCUCGGUGACAUUAGCGUUGCUCCGCCCCCCGUGUACAGUUCACCCCCCAGGAUACUGCAGUUCUUCUGCAUAUGUUGCUCCUCUCUGUCUCUCUGCUUCAGUGGUGGGGGGUUUCCUCCGUAGCAGACGUGGUGGGCUGUGCGGCUCACAGAGACGUCCCGGUGCAGAGCGGAGGUCCAGCUUUUUACUGCUUUUCCAGAACACAGUACCGUCAGAACCUUACUUCACUCGUUUGCAUGGUCUGACCCAAAGGACGAUUUCUUUCUGUCUUUCUGUAAAUAUCUGAACCGGGUCACGGCUUGUUCUUUUGUGUGGUCAUUAAUUUACUGUUUAAAGAAUAAAGAGUGGUGAAACGGAAAA